Aspergillus chevalieri is the source of this 810-nucleotide messenger RNA. RefSeq lists its product as uncharacterized. The transcript has 2 exons. Lineage: Eukaryota; Fungi; Ascomycota; Eurotiomycetes; Eurotiales; Aspergillaceae. The coding region runs from base 1 to 810 and encodes 269 amino acids. The record is from RefSeq and is a predicted model, not a curated record.
AUGUUACUGCAGAGAUCAUUUCUCGCGAUUGCCCUUGCAUGCACCGCUGCUGCUGCAAGUGAGCGGACUUGCUAUUAUCCCAAUGGACAGGAAGCUUCGGGGACUGUGCCGUGUACAGAUAGUCUGUAUACCUCGUGCUGCGGCGAGAGUGCCAUUUGUCUAAGCAAUGGGUACUGCAUGGAUGUCGAGAGACAGCCCUAUACGAUGUCGCGAGGUGCCUGUACCGAUAGCAGUUGGGGCGCUGAUUGUCCCUCGCAAUGCGCUGGCUCAUCCGACUACCCCAACGCCGGCUGCGCAAUCGUCCUCUACAAAGCCAACGGCACCCAAGCCGACUACUGCUGCAACGCCAUCAUCAACGACGGAACCGACGCCGGCUGCUCAAACGGCCAAACGCCCUUCACAAUCCCCGACGGCAAAGUCAUCAUCGGCCGUGCGCUGCUGUCGAACUCCAGCACAACGAGCAAAGUCAACGCGACUUGCGCGUCGCCUACCGCGGUAUCUCCCUCGAGCAAUAAUAAGAGAGACGUGGCCAUUGGUGCCGGCGUUGGCGUGCCGCUUGGCGUGUUGCUGCUGACGGCAAUGGGUUGGGCAUUGUUUGAGCGGAAGAGGCGGUAUACGAUGAUGAGUUCGGCUGCUGCUGCGGGUGCCGCGGGUGUACCUGGCGUUUCAUAUUCUGCGCAGAUGCAGCAGCCUGUGUACGGACAGAUGGCGGGUUAUCCGGCUCCAGGAGUGGAGGGGCCGCGAAUGCAGGAGUUGGAUGGGGCUAAACAUGUGCAGCCGCAGGAGUUGGAGGGACGGGCGCCUAGCUGA